AUGGAAAUUGAAAAAUGGAAAACCCAAUGCAGGUACCUUUAGAAUGAAUUGGAUUCAAUGAAAUAACAACUAUCAGAUGCCAAAGACUUAAUAAGAUUAAAUAAGGAAUAAUUGAAAAUCUGUUAUAAUCCAUAAUCAUUUGAUUAGAGUAGCGAAUGUAAGGCUGCAUUGGUGUUGCUAAAAUACGUCUAAGAAGAAAACGAAGUCUUAUUGAAAAAGAUUGAUCAAUUAAGUGAUGAAAGAAACCUAGCAUUCGAUAAAGCCUUUAUUUCUGACCAAAUCAACGAAUCGAAUCAAAGAAUGGAAUCGUCGCUGAUUACUAGUCUCAAUAAAACAAUUACCGAAUUAAAAAAGAAAUUAAACGAAUAGGUGUAGAUGUCAAAUGAAAUGAUGGGAACAAUCUAUUUAGAAAAACAUUUGACCCAACCAGAUUAGUUGACUUUAAAUUUUAAUAAUGUUAUUUAAUAAAUGAAUUCAAUGCUAUUAAAAUAGAAAUUACAAAUGGAGGAGUUAGUUGAAUAAAAAAACGAUUUAGCAUAACUUAAUUUUAGUUUAUCCAACGAAAUUUUGAAAAUUAGAACUCAAAGAUUCACUCCCCGUAAUCAAACUAAAACAUUCUUUAGCCAGCAUGAAGAUCCAUCGAAAUUCAUUAAUAAUUUAGUACAAUUAUAAAAGAGAUUAUUUUUUGAUGAUGAUUCGCAAGAUGAAAAAAUGCACAUGCAAUAAUCGGCUGUCUUUUCUCCUCUUUUCUCCCCGUCAUUACCGCAAAAAGUAAAACGAUAGUAAAAGUAACAAAUACCAAAAGACUUCAAGCAAGAACCAGAAAAAUACAUACCAAAACUUGACUUAACUAAAGCUUAGCAAAUCUAAUAAUUCAAUAUCAAAAGAAUGCAGCUACUAGCUAAUAAAUUGGCAAAUGAAGGCGUUGAAUAGAAAAUUUUUAUGUUAUAAGAUGAAUUGUUAAGAACUAAAAAUAAGUAUCAUGCAUAAUUAGUGUUGAAUUAACAGCUGGAUUUAUAAUUGACGGAGUUGAACCUUUAAAUUAUGGAAUUGUAAAAUGUUAAUGAAACAUUGAUCAAAUCAAACCAAAUAUACGAAGAAAAAUGGUCAAGCAUCUUCUAAUAGUUUUCAUUCUAUAAGGAGUUCUAUCUAAAACACAAAGAUUAGAUUUAGCAUAACUUAUAAUCAUAUGCUACUUCAGAUGAUCAACAAUAGUUCAGUGUAUUUGAGUUUGAAAAAGCAUUGAACUCCUCUAAGAUUUACAAAAAGAAUACCACUCAAAAGAAUCCCUCAAACAAUAAUCCUGCUCUUAGUAUCAUCAACUAUUAGGAUGAUACUAUUCAAUAAUCAUCUUAUAGGCUUCCGACUGACAGGUAAGAAGAAGCAAAUAAAUUCUUAACUUAAUAGUAUAAAUGUUGUUUAAUGAUGAUGGCAAAAGAAGUUAUCUCUUUGGAUUGCCAACAUGUUAAGCCUGUUUAGACUGAACACAAUAAAGUGAAAAUAAAAAGAAGCUACAGCAACACUAUUGAGUAUUUUCCUGUUUUCUGA
This is a messenger RNA of Paramecium tetraurelia, 1548 nucleotides long. RefSeq lists its product as uncharacterized. The transcript is spliced from 6 exons. NCBI's taxonomy places the organism in Eukaryota, Ciliophora, Oligohymenophorea, Peniculida, Parameciidae. The record is from RefSeq and is a predicted model, not a curated record.